This is a messenger RNA of Wasmannia auropunctata (little fire ant), 1146 nucleotides long. RefSeq names its product homeotic protein antennapedia-like. The transcript has 2 exons. The record is from RefSeq and is a predicted model, not a curated record. Bases 298 to 1146 code for a protein of 282 amino acids. Gene Ontology annotation, molecular function: DNA binding; DNA-binding transcription factor activity. Gene Ontology annotation, biological process: regulation of DNA-templated transcription. NCBI's taxonomy places the organism in Eukaryota, Metazoa, Arthropoda, Insecta, Hymenoptera, Formicidae.
AUAUAUAUAUAUAUAUGUAUGUGUGUGUGCUUGUGCUGCUCAAGAGUGCGUGAGAUGACAAGGGUCGAGUGAGAAAAAAUAAAGAUUCGUGAAGAAAUGCAAUUCCGAAGUGAUAAAUCUGUAUCUAUGUAAAGACGUGUGCCAGUGUGUCCGCACAGGAAGAGUACAAAACAAAAUUAAUUUACGAAGAUAAAGGGCUAGAGAGAAGAAUAAUAGAUCAAUUGAAGAUAACCAAAGGAAAGUCAGUCAGCAACGUAGAGAAGUGACAUAAGCAGGUAGGACAGGUGGGACAGUAGCAUGAGUUCGUACUUCGCGAAUUCGUAUAUCCCGGACCUGCGAAAUGGCGGGGUGGAACACCCGCAUCAGCAUCAGCAGCACUAUGGUGCGGCCGUACAGGUACCUCAGCAAACGCAAUCGGUCCAGCAACAGUCCCAGCAAGCCGGCGAUCCCUGUGACCCGAGUUUGUUACGUCAAGGAGUAUCCGCCCAUCAUUAUGGAACCACAGGAGGUCAGCAAGAUAUGCCUUAUCCGAGGUUUCCCCCGUACAACCGGAUCGACAUGCGGAACGCGGCCUACUAUCAGCAUCAGCAGGAACACGGAAGUAUGGACGGCAUGGCCGGUUAUAGGUCGACAUCUCCGAGCACCGGGAAUAUGGGUCACAUGGGACACACGUCAACCCCCAAUGGACAUCCGUCCACCCCCAUCGUCUAUGCCAGUUGCAAACUUCAGGCGGCUGCUGUCGAUCAUCAAGGCAGCGUUCUCGACGGACCGGAUAGCCCGCCUCUCGUCGAAUCGCAGAUGCACCACCAAAUGCACAGCCAGCAUCCGCAUAUGCAGACGCAGCAGUCACAGCAUCCACAACAAUCGCAGCAUCAGCAUCUGCAGACACAGCAACAACAUAUGAUGUACCAGCAGCAACAGUCUCAAACUGCUGCACCGCAACAGGGACAAGCUGGAAUGCAUCCGCAACAGCAGCAACAAGCUCAGCAGCAUCAAGGCGUUGUUGCAUCAUCGCUCAGUCAACAGCAGCAAGGCGCGUCUCAAAGUGCGUCGUCUGCGAACUUACCGAGCCCAUUGUAUCCUUGGAUGAGGAGUCAGUUUGGCAGACGAUGUCCUGCUCUCGAAGCAAACGCUUCAUCACCUUGA